AUGAGUAUACUGGCGCCAAAUCACUGCCAGUUGCUCACAGUUCAAGAGAUACUUCCUAUUAUUGAAACUCUUAAUGUUAAUCAAGAGUUAAAGGAUUUAUCCGAGACUUUUUUGGAAUUUCUUUCAUUUAACGUUUCUGUUCUUUUAAAAAUGGUCUUAGAAGAUACCAAAUACGAUGCAAUCAUAUAUCAGAAGAUCAUGACAAUAUUUCAAUCGAAUGUAAGAGAAAUCAGAAAAAUUUUGGCAGUUAAUGACGAAGUUGCACGAGAAAUAUAUGAUUUUGCCAAAGGAGAGUGUUAUAUUACAGAAACCAAGAAAGUUCUUAGAUUUUCUUUGAUUUUGAACCAAAUUAUCAUAAAAACGGAAUUUGACUUUCUUGGGAAAAUACCAAAUCCGAAAGUAUUCAUGACCUCUUUACUCAAGCUUUCCAGAUUCAUGUCAAUGGAGACAUUUUUAAAUCAACUUUUAACAAAUAAAACAAUUUUAGAGAAUUUCGCUUCAUUUUUUGAAACGGCGAAACUCGGACAGGCAUUUCAUGCAUUAAUUCACAAGGAAGGUCCCCACACCGAGCAAUACCUGACUCUACUCACUGAUUUUGCAAUUUCGUUAUCGCCUGACAGCAAACUCCUGCAUUCUAUUACAAAGCAGUCGAUGAUAACUACGCUAUUUACGAUCGCUCGUACUACUCUCUCAAAGAAUUCCGCUGCUUUGGCGUUCGAAUACAUCGCAAUGAACCAUUUAAACGAUUUUUUCGAUGACGAUACAGCAUUUCUUAUUAACAGCCAAUUACCCGUUGUCUGUAAGUAUAUUACGACCCACGCAAAGAAUUUUGACUGCGCAACGAGAUGCGCUGUUGAUCUCUUGAUUUCUAUCUGUAACAGUAUAUCUAAUUACGUAGAAGAGGAAGAAGAAUACUACGAAGACGAAGAAUCACCCAUAAAAACGUCAAUUUCUUGCACUUUUUCAGAAGAAUACCGAAAAGUCAAAUUUAAAGCAGCUGAAGAGAAAAAAGGACACUUCUUACCUCUGGCCGACAACAGAAUGAAAUCUAGACCCGAUUUUCCGUUUCAAACAACUUCAAAUUUGGCAAUAAACUCAAUUUCGCCAUCAAAACUAUUCGAUCCUAAUAUCAAAGGCGUGUACAAUAUAAAUAAGCCAACGUUCAAUGGAUUUACCAAAGAAGCGAUGGCGAAUUUUAAUUUAUCUUCUCUGGUUCAAAGUUGUCCAAUUUUUUCUGGUUUGGCGCCUAUUGACGAAUGUGAGGAUGAAUCGCAAAGCUCUGUUACUUCUCCAACAAAUUUCAAAGUUGAAAAAAGAAUAACUUCAGAUUAUGAGCCAAUUAUAGACGCUGCACAAGCAUUAUUAAAGUCCUCCUUUGAUAAACCUUAUAUUACAUUCCUGCAAGCAUCAAUUUUGGACCUUCUGAGCGUUAUUGACGAAAUUGAAGGUUUAAUUCCGAAGUUAUUCAAAAACUUUAACAUAAUUGAAGGAGUUGACAAGAUGAGAAGUACUAAUUGUGAGAUAUUUGAAGGAUAUAUCCAUGAAAUAUGCAGAUUACUUAAGAAUUACGACGAAUUCACUGAAAUUAUUGAAAAUAUUUCACCAGAUUGGGAAGAAAAAGAAGCUUUGUAUACUGAUUUAGAAGAGUUGCCCGAAAUGCCUCAUCAACCAGGCUCUCUUAAUGCUGAAUAA
Molecule: messenger RNA, 1692 nt
Organism: Trichomonas vaginalis G3
Lineage: Eukaryota; Parabasalia; Trichomonadida; Trichomonadidae
Exons: 1
Coding region: 1-1692 (563 amino acids)
Source: RefSeq, a predicted model, not a curated record